Molecule: messenger RNA, 1552 nt
Organism: Sinocyclocheilus rhinocerous
Lineage: Eukaryota; Metazoa; Chordata; Actinopteri; Cypriniformes; Cyprinidae
Product: probable G-protein coupled receptor 34
Exons: 1
Coding region: 209-1327 (372 amino acids)
Biological process (GO): G protein-coupled receptor signaling pathway
Cellular component (GO): membrane
Molecular function (GO): G protein-coupled purinergic nucleotide receptor activity
Source: RefSeq, a predicted model, not a curated record
CCAUGAUUUACACUCUUCCUUCGGAGCCAGAGUGUUCUCUCAUUUCAUUUUCAUUGGGCUGAGAUGGAAUUUUCCCCUGUUGUUCAGUACAGUGAAUUAAAACGUGUCUGACUCGCUGUUUCUCCCCCCAGAGCUGAAGACUCGAGCAGAAAGACUUCACCCCGAUCGCUCACAAGGAGAUAAAAACACAAGCAUCCUGCCGAACACGAUGAGCACCGUCUGGCCGACUGACCGCUUCACCAACCACACCUUCAGCAACCGCUCGUGUCCUCUGGAGGAGGAGAACCUGCGGCUCCCGCUGGCGGUGCUCUACUCGCUCAUCUUUCUGUUCGGUCUGGCAGGAAACCUGCUGGCUCUGUGGGUCUUCCUCUUCCUGCACUCGCGCAGAAACUCCGUGCGCGUCUUCCUCAUCAACGUGGCGCUGGCGGACCUGGUUCUGCUGGCGUGUCUUCCCUUCCGUGUGCUGUACCACGCUCAGGGGAACGUGUGGUCGCUGGGGCCGCGCAUGUGCAAGGCGGUGGGCAACCUGUUCUACAUGAACAUGUACGUCAGCAUCACCCUGAUGGGUCUGAUCAGUCUGGACCGCUAUCUGAAGAUCAUCGGCGUGCGGGGCUCUCAGAGGGGCUGCGGGCUGCGCUGGCUCAGGGGCAGCCGCUGGAGUCUGGUGACCUGCGUUCUGCUGUGGAGCGGCUCUCUGGUGAUGGUGGUGCCUAUGAUCGCGCUGGCCGAGGGCAACGAGGAGCCGGGGAAGUGUUUCCAGUACAAGCAGAGAAAGCACGCUAGAGGCAAAGCCUACUUUAAUCUGUUCUUGGUGGCGGUGUUCUGGAUGGUGUUUGCAGUGCUGCUGGUUUCAUACGGACGGAUCGCACGCAGACUUCUGCGAGCAUCGCAGGACAAACCGGACCUGCCCAAUGCCUCGCGCUACGCACGCACCGCUAGGAAAUCCUUCGUGGUUCUGCUUCUCUUCACCAUCUGCUUCGUGCCGUAUCACGCCUUCAGGGGCUUCUAUGUUGCUUCGCAGCUCCGAGAUGUUAGCUGUGAGACACGGCGGCUCAUGGACCUCACCAACGAGCUCAUGCUGCUGUUCUCGGCUCUCAACAGCUGCUUGGACCCCGUCAUGUACUUCAUGCUCUCGGGCUCGGUGCGCAAGGCCACCACUCGGGCCUUAUCGCAAUUCCUACGCUUGCACCAGGAACCUGCGACGACCAACAGCUCGACCACGGAGUUUCGGCGGACGUCUGUGUCACACGCCUCCAAUGCUCCGGUGCUGGUCACAUCCAGAGGCAGCCUGGGACUCAUUACGACGACCCUCCGCCUUCAGCGGUGACGGAGAGUCCUGUCCGCAGAUCACGGCUCUGUCAAACUGAUCGAGCUGCACCGUGAGACGAAAGAGUUCACCCACAUACUUGCAUGGGAAAAGACUCACUGGUGUGAAACAAUGACUAGCUUGAAAAGUCUGCGUGGGAAAGUUCUUGAGACGUCACUUCGAGGGGGGCAUAUGAGGGAUUUAUGGCUGGACACAGGAGAUUGCCACACAUCUGGUCUGAGAUUU